Messenger RNA from Heterostelium album PN500, 825 nucleotides. RefSeq lists its product as uncharacterized. The transcript is spliced from 4 exons. The record is from RefSeq and is a predicted model, not a curated record. Lineage: Eukaryota; Evosea; Eumycetozoa; Acytosteliales; Acytosteliaceae. The coding region runs from base 1 to 825 and encodes 274 amino acids.
AUGGGAUUCUUUGAUAAGAUAUCAUCAGCAUUUAAAAGAGCAGAGGACAAAGUAUCACACGCAUUCAAAUCAGCAGGUAGUGCCAUUUCAUCUGGGUUUCAUAGUGUAGUAGAUGCAGGAAAGAGUAUAGUAGAUACUGGAAAAUCAGCAGUUACGACAGUGUACAAUGAUGCCAAAGGUGUAGUAAUUGGUGUAAAUGAUGACAUCAAACAAAUAAAUAGUACUGUUGGUAAUACAGCAAAUAAUGUAAUUAAUACGGCAGGUGGAGCAAUAGAAGGUGUAGAAAAGACAAUAGGAUCACUAUCAUUACCUCUUCUCAUUGGUGCAGGUGUACUUGGUCUCUACGUAAUAAUCAUGUCAGCAUCAAUUAUAGCUAAAGACAUAACAACCAAUGCAGUAGAUAGUGCACUAUGUGGUGCCUUCUAUUUAUUAGGUGAUAAAGUAAUUAAUAAGAAAGAAUUGGACGUAAGAAAAGGAUUAUUAAGUGCCGGAAGUAACUUUGCAGCAGAUUCAGUAACACAAUGGGUAUUACCUCACCUCCAAAGUGAUAAUUCGCAAUUCAUUCAAACAACAGAACAUACAUUACUCAAUCCAGUUAUAUCUGGUGGAUUGUUUUGUGUUGGAAAUAAAGUACUCAAGUAUGAAGAUGUAAACACUUAUUCAUUUCUUCAACAAGUAGGAUCGAGUAUUCUUGCAUCUUAUACUUCUCAACCUGUAAGAGAGAUGAUAAGAAAAAUACGAGAAAAGAACAGAAAGGAGGGUUGUACCGCUCAAUUGAACGCUGUAAUUUUGAUUAAUAUUCCACCUGUUUACUUUCAUGCUUGA